Messenger RNA from Emys orbicularis (European pond turtle), 1269 nucleotides. RefSeq names its product phosphatidylinositol-5-phosphate 4-kinase type 2 beta (gene PIP4K2B). Bases 1 to 1269 code for a protein of 422 amino acids. The transcript is spliced from 10 exons. Lineage: Eukaryota; Metazoa; Chordata; Testudines; Emydidae. The record is from RefSeq and is a predicted model, not a curated record. Gene Ontology annotation, biological process: phosphatidylinositol phosphate biosynthetic process. Gene Ontology annotation, molecular function: 1-phosphatidylinositol-5-phosphate 4-kinase activity; 1-phosphatidylinositol-4-phosphate 5-kinase activity. Gene Ontology annotation, cellular component: plasma membrane.
AUGGCCUCGAACUGCGCGGGGGGCUCGUCGGCGGGGGGCGCCGGGGCGGCGCUGGGGGCCGCGCUCAGCGCCAGCAAGACCAAGACCAAGAAGAAGCACUUCGUGUGUCAGAAGGUGAAGCUGUUCCGGGCCUCGGAGCCGCUGCUCAGCGUCCUCAUGUGGGGGGCCAACCACACGAUCAAUGAGCUAAGCAAUGUCCCUGUCCCUGUCAUGUUAAUGCCGGAUGACUUUAAAGCCUACAGUAAGAUUAAGGUGGACAAUCAUCUUUUCAACAAGGAAAACUUGCCAAGUCGUUUUAAAUUUAAGGAGUACUGCCCCAUGGUGUUCCGAAACCUCCGCGAAAGAUUUGGGAUUGACGAUCAAGAUUAUCAGAACUCCGUAACACGAAGCGCCCCAGUGAACAGCGACAGCCAAGGGCGAUGCGGGGCCCGUUUCCUGACCACCUACGACAGGAGGUUUGUCAUUAAGGCAGUGUCGAGCGAAGACGUAGCAGAGAUGCACAACAUACUAAAGAAGUACCAUCAGUUUAUAGUGGAAUGCCAUGGGAACACCCUUCUCCCUCAGUUCCUAGGCAUGUACAGACUCACCGUGGAUGGAGUGGAAACCUACAUGGUAGUCACCAGGAAUGUAUUUAGUCACAGGCUGACUGUGCAUCGGAAGUAUGAUCUGAAGGGCUCAACAGUCUCCAGGGAAGCGAGUGACAAAGAAAAGGCCAAGGAUUUGCCAACGUUCAAAGACAACGACUUCUUGAACGAAGGCCAGAAGCUCCACGUUGGAGAAGAGAGUAAAAAGCACUUCCUCGAAAAGCUAAAGCGGGACGUGGAGUUUUUAGCUCAACUGAAGAUCAUGGACUACAGCCUGCUGGUGGGCAUUCAUGACGUCGACCGGGCAGAGCAGGAGGAGAUGGACGUGGAGGAUCGGGCCGAGGACGAGGAGUGUGAGAACGAUGGCAUUGGCGGGAAUCCUAUUGGCUCUUAUGGGACCCCACCUGACAGCCCCGGCAACCUCCUCAACUUCCCGCGGUUCUUCGGGCCUGGGGAGUUUGACCCUUCAGUCGACGUAUAUGCCAUGAAAAGCCAUGACAGUGCCCCUAAGAAGGAGGUGUAUUUCAUGGCCAUUAUAGAUAUUCUUACACCAUACGAUGCAAAGAAGAAAGCUGCACAUGCUGCCAAAACAGUGAAACAUGGGGCCGGGGCGGAGAUCUCCACGGUGAAUCCGGAGCAGUACUCUAAACGCUUCAAUGAAUUUAUGUCCAAUAUCCUGACAUAG